Molecule: messenger RNA, 2664 nt
Organism: Topomyia yanbarensis
Lineage: Eukaryota; Metazoa; Arthropoda; Insecta; Diptera; Culicidae
Product: BTB/POZ domain-containing protein 6-A-like
Exons: 2
Coding region: 313-1434 (373 amino acids)
Biological process (GO): neurogenesis
Cellular component (GO): cytosol
Molecular function (GO): protein binding
Source: RefSeq, a predicted model, not a curated record
CGGUGAUACGACCGGGAACUGCUGCCUUAUAGAACAGGUAACUAGAUGAAAAAUGGCAGUUAAUAUCUGUCAAUCAGGGUAGGCAAUUGCUGUCAAUGCCGCACGUAAAAUGUGCACGCUGGAUCUGACGGUAGUCAGAUAAACGCCAUUUUUUCUCUAUAGUUUACCUACACGAACAGAGCACUACCUAUAAUCGUAACUCGUUGAUGAGACAGAGAAAACGUUAUAAAAUUGGAGACGUUUUCGAAGGCAGAUUAGUAUGCAAAGUCAAUCAAGUCAAGUUGUCUACAGCAAAACACCCACACAGCGACCAUGUCAUCAGAAAACACAAUGCCGAGUACAACUCGUGAGAUCGUCAGUUCGAUGAACGAUAAACCUGGAACGGAUCGCAGAGGAUUUCUGUUCAACAACGAGUUCAUGUCGGAUGUCACCUUCUUAGUGGGACCGGACAAGCAGCGGUUCUACGGUCAUAAAUUGAUCUUAAUCAACGCGUCGGACCACUUUUUCGAUCUGUUACAGAAUUCGAGGACCAACGAGGUCACCUUGGAAGAUGUUGAGCCGAGUGUUUUCCUGGAGAUUCUACGUUUCCUGUACUGCGAGAAGAUCGAACUCACGGCCGAGAAUGUUCGUGAAAUUUAUACACAUUCGAAAAAGUGGUCUCUGGAAAAAGUGUUGCCAGUGGUGAACGACUUUCUCCGUCAGAAUGUUGACUCGGAUAAUGUGCUUGAGAAGUUGAUGGAUAAUCGGUUCUACGGAUUGAAAUCAAUUGACGAGAAGUGUUUGCAAAUAAUUUGCGAUAAUCCUUUGCGUUACUUCAAGCAGAAGAAUUUCGUCCAGUUGGACCGUGUGUCGCUUAAACUGAUCGUCAGUGCCAAGAGAAUCAAUUGUUCAAGUGAUCAAUUGAUGGAAGUUGUCGAUGGUUGGCAAAAGACGCACAGCGAGGUGGAUGUCGAGGAUUUAAAAACAGCUAUCAGAAGCUCUAAUCCACAGUCCACUUGGCCCAUGUUAAGAUUUGUUGGUGAGUACUCUAGGACUGGACCAAGCUCGUACUUUCUCUUUCACAUAAACUCUUAUAUUCGCGGUAUAAAAUUGAUCGGAAUGGGAAUUUUUUUCAAAUCGAACGAAGAAGUCGUCACUGUGACUGUUUCCAUAGAUAGGGUCUACCAUUCUUGUUGUAACAUACUUCCCCAACGCAAUUGCACUUUCAAAAACCCUUGUGUUGACACAGUGAACAUAGCUGAUAUUUUCUUCGAACCUAUUUACUUAGAAUCUCAAAGAAACUAUAAGAUUUCUGCUGCGUUUAAAACUACAGUAAAACCGCUCAGCAUGGCUACUUUCCAAACUUAUCAUAAUUACAUCCAAAUAGUAAAAGAUAAAUCUAGCGAGAGCCUCAGUACACCAAUUGCACAUUUCUACUACCAAACGAUAUAUUGAAGGUAGGAUUUCGAUAUUCAAUUUUAUACACGCACACACCUACGGAUUCACCCGUAAGCUGUGACCAAACAGAGUUUUCAACUUUAAAUAUAACCAAACAAUAGAUCAAUAGAAACAACAGCAGUCUUAUAUAAACUUAUAUUCUAGUUGGUCAGGUGUGGAAAAAGUUUCAAAGCUGUAAAAUUACAACUCAAAUGUAGAAAUCAGAGAGAAUGUAAAUGUAGUUUUUAUGAAAUUAGUGACAGAGAAAGAUAGCCCGAAGGACGCGGUUGGUUGGACAUUUUCCUAUACUACGACCGUUCGAAUAAGAAACUCAAACUUCUGAAAGCUCAAAUAAAUACUACAUUAGAAAAUUGGCCGUUGUUCUUUUUUUAGAGAUAAGAAACAUUGUUGAAGCGGCACGGGACCUUUUUCUGUAAAACUUACGCUGAACAAUCCAGGUGAAAAUAACAUUUUCUGUGAGAAAUCUGUACUCUUAACUACAAUUGUAUUUUAUUACGACGAAUUUAUUGUCGUUCACUUCUUUAAUCUCUGAGGGGUUGCAAACCGAUGCUAUCUAUACCGAUCUGUUCGCCGCUUUUGAAAGAAUUAAUCACGAUAUCGCCAUCGCCAAAUCAGCUAAACUUGCGGAUUCAAUGGAUCACUUUUCCGUUUGUUUCAGUCAUAUCAGGUACGCCGUCAACUUAUCAGGAAUCAGAAUAUAUUGGCUCAAAUGGCACGUUCCCCGGACAUAGUCGGGGAUUUGUGCCUUGCCGUGUGUUUUCAUCAUUUCCUGAGCAGAAGGAAAGGACAAGGAGGUGUGGGGAAGUAGAAUUGGAAGGGUGGGAAAAAUAACAACACAAAACAAAAAUAAACAACAGGUAAGUUAAACUCACAAGUAGUUCAACUUGCCUGCGAAUAAACCUAAAGCUCUUUACCACAUUGGAUAAGAAACUUUAGUAUGUCUCUGAGUUUCAGUCGACCAAACAUGGUUUCGUCUAUAUAAGGACGGCUGAAGACUCGAAAUCGCAAUUGCGCUACCGCUGGACAGUUGCAUAUCAGAUGAUAUGAGGUUCCGUAGUCGGAUUCACAAAGAUCACAUGAAAAAGACUCAGCGCGCUGAAUAGUUGCCAUGUGAUAAUUGAGUUUGCAGUGGCCGGUUAAAGCCCUGGUCAGCAUGCCGCAGUGGAGCUUCGAAAAAUGUAAGAGAUUUUUCGAAACCACUGGGCAUGGUUGUUCUAGAAACGCCUU